AUGGAGUCGUUCUUUGCAGAGGGGGCUCGUGUUUGGGUCAGAGAAAAGGAGCAGCUGUUUCCUGCCACCGUCAACUCCUGUGGAGAUGGGACUCUCGUGGUUACGACGGACUACGGGGAGGUGCUGUACCUGCAGCAGGCCGAGGUCAACCGGGAGCGGGUGUGCGCCAUGCACCAGUCCAGCAUCGAUGGCGUGGAGGAUAUGUCGGCCCUGGCGGAGCUCCAUGAGGCUGCUAUCAUGCACAACCUGUACCAGCGCUACCACAAGGACAGCAUCUAUACCAACAUUGGCAGCAUCCUGGCAGCUGUUAACCCAUACAAGCAGAUCUCAGGUCUGUAUGAUCUAGAGAGGGUGGAUUUGUACUCCAAGCACCAUCUCGGGGAGCUCCCACCACACAUUUUUGCUGUGGCCAAUGAAUGCUACCGCUGCAUCUGGAAACGCCACGACAGCCAGUGCGUGCUCAUCAGCGGUGAAUCGGGGGCAGGGAAGACGGAGAGCACCAAGCUGCUGCUCCAGUUUCUGUCGGUGAUGAGCCAGAACUCGGUCGGGACUCCUCCGUCAGAGAGGAGCACGCGGGUGGAGCAGGCCAUUGUGCAGAGCAGUCCGAUCAUGGAAGCGUUUGGGAACGCUAAAACGGUUUACAACAACAACUCCAGCCGUUUUGGGAAGUUCAUCCAGCUUCACUUCUCUGAGUGUGGAAACAUCCAAGGAGGCUGCGUCAUUGACUAUCUACUGGAGAAGAACCGAGUAGUACGACAAAACCCCGGAGAGAGGAACUACCACAUCUUCUACGCUCUGCUGGCAGGAGCGAGUAAAGAGAAUAAAAGUCUGUACUUCCUGGAGGACCCUGCUGAAUCCUACCACUACCUCAGCCAGUCGGGAUGUCUGAAGGACAAGAGCCUGAACGACAAAGAACUGUACAACAGUGUUAUGGAGGCGCUGAAGGUUUUAGAGUUCACGGAGGAGGAGAUCAGGGACAUGUUUAAGCUGCUGUCGGGAGUCUUACAGCUCGGCAACCUGGAGUUCAUGACCGCAGGAGGAGCCCAGAUCACCACCAAGCAGGUGGUGAGUAACGCCAGCGAACUGUUGGGUCUGGAUGCCUUCCAGCUGUCUGAGGUCCUGACUCAGCGCUCCAUAAUCCUCAGAGGAGAGGAAAUCUGUUCCCCGCUCACUAUCGAGCAGGCCAUUGACUCGAGGGACUCUGUUUCCAUGGCGUUAUAUUCCCAGUGUUUCUCCUGGAUCAUCCUUAAGAUUAACCAGAAAAUCAAAGGAAAAGAAAAUUUCAAAUCCAUUGGCAUCCUGGAUAUCUUUGGCUUUGAAAACUUUGAGGUGAAUCGUUUCGAGCAGUUUAACAUCAACUACGCCAACGAGAAGCUUCAGGAGUACUUCAACAAGCACAUCUUCUCCCUGGAGCAGCUGGAAUACAACAGGGAAGGUGUUCAGUGGGAAGCAAUUGACUGGAUGGACAACGCAGAGUGUCUUGACCUGAUAGAGAAGAAACUCGGCCUGUUGGCACUGGUGAAUGAAGAGAGCCGAUUCCCCAAGGGGACAGAUUUCACUCUGCUGGAGAAGCUGCACAGCAGGCACUCAAUCAACCCGUACUUUGUGAAGCCCAGAGUGGCAGAUCAUCAGUUUGGCAUCAAACACUACGCUGGAGAGGUUUUAUACGACGUCAGAGGAAUCUUGGAGAAGAAUAGAGACACUUUUAGAGACGACAUCCUGAACAUGCUCAAGGACAGCAGACAGGACUUCAUCUACGACUUGUUUGAGAAAGUUGGCAGCAGAAACAAUGAGGAGAAAAUGGGAACAGCCAGACGCAAACCCACAGUGAGCUCCCAGUUCAGGGACUCCCUUCACGCUCUCAUGGCCACUCUCAGUGUUUCCAAUCCGUUCUUCAUCCGCUGCAUCAAACCAAACAUGGAAAAGAAUCCAAGCGUGUUUGAUCCAGAAAUCGUCCUGAAUCAGCUGCGAUACUCCGGUAUGUUGGAAACAGUGAAGAUCCGUCGUGCUGGUUUCCCCGUUCGCAGAACAUUUAAAGACUUUUUUUCACGAUAUAAGAUCAUCUUGAAAGACAAGGUUCCAGCAGCAGGAGAUGAUAAGAAAAGAAGCACAGACCUUUUAUUCAAAUACGACAAGACCAAGAAGGAGUGGCAGUUAGGGAAGACCAAGGUGUUCAUGAAAGAGUCUUUGGAGCACCUUUUGGAGAAGGAUCGGGAUGAAGUUCGCCGCCAGGCUGCCAUGAUAAUCCGGGCACAUCUGCUCACCUUCUCUGCAAAGAAGCAUUUCAAACAGGUCCGCACCAGCAUCAUCAUCCUGCAGAAACACCUCCGAAGGCACAUCCAGCACAAGCGCUUCGUGAAGCAGCGCAAGGCCGUGCUGGUGCUGCAGAAACACAGACGAGGCCAGGUGGCACGUGCUCGUGUUUCCAAACUCAAAGAAGAGAAGAGGAAGAAGGAGGAGGAGCAAAGAAAGAAAGAGGAGGAAGAGACGAAAAAGAUGGGUGAGGAGGAGAAAGAAGAAGGGACGGAAGAAGACGAGAAGAAAGCCAAAACAUCAGAGGAGGAAGCUCGCCAAAUGGAGGAGAUCCUGCAGCUGGAACGAGAGAUCGAGCGUCUGCAGAAAAAACGAGAGGACGAGGUGUCGCAGCUCUGCGAGUCCUCCAAACAGGAGCUCCAGCUGCGCCGGGAUGCUGAGCUCAAGAGGAUGAAAAAGGAGGCGUCCCGCAAAGCAACCGAGCUGAUCGACCUCCUGAACUUCGGGGGGGUGGACCCCACAAUGGAAGCUGCAGCCGAGGUGAAAACUGCAAAGGGGGCAAGCACCGCCCGAGGGGCGUCCAAGGAGGAAGAUGUAGAUGAAGGCUUCCACGCUGAGGAGGAGUGCAUCCCUCUGCCGGACUUCCCUCCUCCUGCUGAGUCAGAUUCUCCUCUGGUUCAAGACAUAUUUACUCACCUCCCCCCUCCUCCACCUGCCUUCGCCGAGGGAACAGUCCCCCCGGCGCCACCUUCUCCUCCGCCCCUGCCCACAGACGGCAUCGCUGCCAGUGGAAUUCCUCCCCCUCCUCCUCUUCCUCCACCCGGAGACAGUGCUGCCGUCUCUCCACAUCCUCCUCCGCCACCUCUCCCAGGAGAGGAGGCGAUCAAGGAGGAAGCCAAGUCGGAGCUAGAGAGGAAGGUGAGCAUGGUGGAAAGCCUGGUAGAUGGAGAGGAGCCCAUCUACAGCAUGCCAGCCGACACAGAAUCAGACUACGACCAGGAGGAGGAAGACGGCUCCGUCACCGCCGGAGACGACAGCUCCGUGUCAGGAAGCAACCGCGGGAGCACUGCUGUGACGGAUGAGGAGCACCCGAGGAAGUCGACCUGCACCAACACCAGCGUGGAGUCCUACAGAGGCAGCUCUGACUCUUAUGCAGACAGUGAUGAUGAGCAUGACGGCGUGAUGGACACUGAUGAAGAGGUGACGAAUGGCAGAGUGACUUUACUCAAUGGAAACGCUCCACCAUACUUCCACGGCUACCUCUACAUGAAAGCCGGUUUGAUGAUCCCAUGGAGGAGGCGUUGGUGCGUGCUGAAAGAUGAGACCUUCAUGUGGUUCCGGUCCAAACAGGAGUCCUUGAAGUCAGGAUGGCUCUACAAGAAAGGAGGAGGCCUGUCCACUCUGUCCCGGAGGAACUGGAAGAUGCGCUGGUUUGUCCUGAGGGACAGCAAGCUGAUGUACUAUGACAACGACAGCGAGGAGAAGCUGAAAGGAACCAUCGACAUCAAAGCAGCCAAGGAGAUCGUCGACAAUCAUGAAAAGGAGAACGCUCUGAACAUCGUGACAGACGAGAGGACGUACCAGGUCUUUGCUGAGUCGCCAGAAGACGCAAGCGGGUGGUUUAAUGUGCUCAGCAAGGUGAGAGUGUGCACGCCUGAGCAGCUGCUAGAAAUGUCUCAUGAGCAGGCCAACCCCAAAAAUGCUGUUGGAACCCUUGAUGUGGGAUUGAUCGACUCUGUUUGUGCAUCAGACAACCCUGAUCGUCCAAACUCGUUUGUCAUCAUCACGGCCAACCGUGUGAUCCACUGCAACAGCGACACCCCAGAAGAGAUGCAUCACUGGAUCAGCCUGCUGCAGAAACCCAAAGGAGACUCCAGGAUAGACGGACAGGAGUUCCUCGCCAGAGGCUGGCUCCACAAAGAGAUGAAGACAAACUCUAAGAGCACCUCCCUGAAGCUGAAGAAACGCUGGUUUGUUCUGACCAACAACUCGCUGGAUUACUACAAGAACUCAGAACGAAACUCCUCCAAGAUGGGAACUCUGGUCCUCAACUCCCUCUGUUCGGUCAUCCAGCCGGACGAACGGGUGCACAGGGAGACCGGGUACUGGAACAUCAUAGUGUAUGGAAGGAAGCAUUCCUAUCGCCUGUACACCAAGAUGCUGAAUGAAGCCAUGAGAUGGACAGCUGCAAUACUGGGAGUCAUAGAAAGCAAAACUCCAAUCGAAACUCCAACUCUGCAGCUCAUCAGAGACAUUAAGGAGAACAGCUUGAACCCAGAAAUCGUGGAGCAGAUGUACCGGAGGAACCCCAUCCUUAGAUACACCCAGCACCCUCUGCACGCCCCUCUGCUGCCGCUCCCUUAUGGAGAGGUCGCCAGCUUGCAAAGGCAGCAGGGUUAUGCCAGCCUGCAGGACGAGGCGGUGAGAGUUUUUAAUUCACUGCAGGAGAUGGAGACGCUGGCAGACACGGUGCCCAUCAUUCAGGGUAUCCUGCAGACCUGCCAGGACCUGCGCCCUCUCAGGGAUGAGGUUUAUUGCCAGGUGAUCAAACAGACCAAUCAUGUGCCUCAGCCAAACAGCCCAGCCAAUCGGGCCCACUGGCACCUGCUCACCUGCAUGAGCUGCACUUUUUUACCCAGCCGAGCCAUCCUCAGAUACCUCCGCUUCCACCUGAAACGGAUACGUGAACGCUAUCCCGGCACUGAGAUCGAACGAUAUGCAAGUUUCAUCGGGGAAUCCUUAAAGAAGACCAAGACUCGUGAGUUUGUUCCGUCUCAGGAGGAGAUUGCUGCCCUCCUGCUGAGACAGGAAAUGAGCACCACUGUUUACUGCCAUGGAGGGGGCUCCUGCAAGAUCUCCAUCAACUCCCACACCACAGCUGGAGAGGUUGUGGAGAAGCUGAUCCGAGGUCUGGCCAUGGAGGACAGCAAGAACCUGUUUUCUCUCUUUGAACACAACGGCUUCACAGAUCGAGCUCUUGAGAGCAGAGUGAUAGUAGCAGAUGUCCUGGCCAAGUUUGAGAGACUGGCAGGAAGCGAAGAGGAGGAAGAGGAGGGAGAGUGGAAACUAUACUUCAAACUCUACUGCUUCUUGGAUGUUGAGAGCAUGCCGAAAGAGGGCGUGGAGUUUGCAUUCCUGUUUGAACAGGCCCAUGAGUCUUUGAUAAGCGGACACUUCCCAGCCUCUGAGGAGACUUUGCAGCACCUGGCAGCUUUGCGGCUCCAGUAUCUCCACGGCGAUGGAGCAGGUCGGGCCGGCUGGAGUCUGGGAAGCGUCUAUCCUAUCGGACGUCUCCGUAACCGCAUCCUGCAGUCCACCAAGCCCGGUGUAGGCGCAGCAGCAGGAGCCGGAUGCAGAGGAAGUGGAGGAAUAGCGGAUGUGAUCGGUUCAAUCGGAGGACAGGGCGGUGUCGGGACGGGCUCGGAGAAACGAAAGACUCCCACCUUCAGGGAUACCUCGCUGAAGAGAACCAAAACGGGCUCACUGAAGAAACAGAAGGUGGAGGGGGAGCAACGGCUGGAGAUGUGGGUGAAGGAGGAGACAUCUGCCACGCGCACAAGCAUACUGGAGAAGUGGGCCCGUCUGCAGGGCAUGCCACAGCACCAGGCCAUGCUGAAAUACAUGAGCAUCAUCAAAGAGUGGCCUGGAUAUGGGUCUACUCUGUUCGAUGUGGAGUGUAAAGAAGGAGGGUUUCCUCAUGAUCUGUGGCUGGGCGUGAGUGCUGACAAUGUUUCUGUGUAUAAACGGGGCGAACCCAAACCACUUGAGACCUUCCAGUACGAACACAUCACCUUCUUCGGAGCGUCACAACCCUGCACCUAUAAGAUCAUCGUGGAUGAGAGAGAGAUGUUCUUCGAGACUCCACAGGUUGGAGAGAUCGCCAAGAUCAUGAAGGCCUACAUCAACAUGAUGGUGAAGAAACGUUGCAGCAUCAUGUCUGUGAGCAGCGUGGCUAGUUCCUGGGUCAGGUGAUGGAGAAAUACCUUCAGCCCUCUGUUCAUCCAUCCAGCAACAACCGGCGCCUGGGCAGGCCGUGGUGGUUGGUUGCUUUUGAUAAAGGCAGUCGCGUCAACAAGCUAAUUUCUCCAGGUUGAAUCAGGAACAACAGAUAAAGGUCAAAAAGGAAAAUAUGUAGAUGUGCGCAAGAGAAGACAAACAAAAACUCAACCGUCUUGGGUUUAAAAAUGAGCAUGAUCAAGAAAACGUCCUGUAUUUUAGAGCUUUCAGAACAAAUCCAAACCCCCUCCGCUGCAUGACGAUGUUCACGCACACUCCAAACGUCCCUCCGUUUUCCUUGUUCGGACCAGUAAUAAUGAGCACAACCCAGUCCUCCUCAAUAGUCUCGGUUUGCCCCAGAUAGACUGGUUUGACCCCUGAACACUGCCAGACAGAAAUGAGCCACACUUUGUUAAAUUUCUCUCACUCCUCCUGUGAUUUCAGUCUCUCUCUUUCUCUUCAUGCCUCCCUCUGCUGGCUUCUUGUUUCUGUGGACACUACGUUCUCACCUGUUUUUGUUGUAGUUCUCUGUACUGUCUUUCUAUUCCAUUUGAGCAAAUAAUAAUAAUAAUAAUCUGCAAUGA
Messenger RNA from Nematolebias whitei (Rio pearlfish), 6833 nucleotides. RefSeq names its product myosin X, like 1 (gene myo10l1). The record is from RefSeq and is a predicted model, not a curated record. Gene Ontology annotation, biological process: signal transduction. Bases 1 to 6225 code for a protein of 2074 amino acids. NCBI's taxonomy places the organism in Eukaryota, Metazoa, Chordata, Actinopteri, Cyprinodontiformes, Rivulidae. Gene Ontology annotation, cellular component: myosin complex; cytoskeleton. The transcript is spliced from 43 exons. Gene Ontology annotation, molecular function: protein binding; cytoskeletal motor activity; ATP binding.